GUGGGCCACUUCAGUACGCGGAUCGUCGAUGCGCGGAUCGCAUUAUUCAGAUCACCCGAAACCGAUCGUCGAACUGUCAUCAUCCGCGCGACGAUGAUCGAACUCGUUAUUUUUCAGCGCUCAGCUGUCCGGCUGUUCCGAUGGUGUCGCUGGCUGCUUUAUUACCUUUACGCGAACGUGUCGAAUCUCGCUCUCAAGACUCUGAAUCAUUUGAACGAGGAAGGCGAGGCGCUUGCCCUUCAAGAUGACCUCACAACGCACCCCACCCUGGCCUUGAUGCGGCGCAUCCUUGCAGAUGCACAGGCAAAAUUCCGCAUGAUGGUGGAGGAGAACGCAGCGACCGGCCGGCUUGACGGCGAGCUGGAACGCGCCAGGGGCGAAUGCGCGACUCUUCGGGGUGAGUUGCGCGAUGUCCGCGGCGCUCUGCCGAUCGUACUGAACAACAACAACGCCGGCAACAACGGCGGCGCCAACAGCAACAACAACCCCGGUACGGCGACCGCUGCUUCCGCUGGGAACCCCGGCCAAGAAGCCGAGGUUCAGGAGGACGCCAAGCUACUCAGCGCGGCAGCAGCCCGAUCGAGAAGAGGAGCUCGGCCAGACGACAAAUCCGCCAGUCCCAUCGACAAGAGGACCAGUCCGGUACCCGACAGGAAGGAUAGAACCAGCCCCGUCGAUCGGCGAGCCAGUCCCAUAGAACGAAGAAAUGGCUCGCCCUGUCGUAGUCCGAGCGAGAAGGCCCGUACUCGACCUUACGCCCCGGCUCUGGAGAAGACGCGGCUGGGUGGUUCCGGAGGUAGCAUGGACUCCCGAUCGGGUAGCGCGAGCCCGGAUCGAGGCUCGGCGAACCGAGGAGGCGGCUUCCUGCACCGCGGCGGCAGCGAUCGUUCCAGCGUGGAGCGGCUCCGGAUAUCGACUAACCGCGAUUCUCUGCGAUCCAGCAAGGAGAUGAACGACCACGACCAGAAGGACGCCGAUAAGGAUCUGAUCGACGGGGACGCGCGUGGCGACGAGGACAAUGAACCGCCCGGACCGGCACCGAGCAGCAGACCGUCAUCCCCGGCUAAUUCCCUCGGUACGGGUGCCGACCCGGUGGUGGCGUCCAGACUCUCCAACCUCCACGGCGGCGGACACACGGAGCUGGCCAGCGCCAGGAGACUGCGAUUGGAGAACGAGCGGCUGGUGACCGAGGUCGAGCUGAGGAGGCUGUUGCUGAGCGGCGCACGCGGCGAGGUCGGCGCCGAGGACGCCGCGAUGGAGGAGGAGGCCCGCUUCGUCGCCCUGGAAAUGGAGCUGCAGCACGCGAAGGAAGCGCUGCAGGCGCUGAAGACCGCGAAGCGGCUCAAGCGGAGAAGUUUCGACCUUCUCAAUCAGAUGAAGGCGCUCUACGGCACCCGAGACAAGGAGCGCGAGCUCCGCGAUUUUAUACGAAAUUACGAACAGCGGAUGCGGGAGAACGAGGCGACCCUGGGACGUCUUCAGCAACAAGGAGCCGGCAUGCCGUCGGAGGAACGCGAGAGGGAGCGAGAGAGGGAACGCUGGAGUCUUCUAAGGGCGGCAAGGGACGAGGCCGAUCGAAGCCUGAGCCUCGCGGCUAGUUUGGCCGACAAAGAGGCCGCCCUCUCGCACGCACACGCGACCAUAAAAGAGCUGCAACGUCAGCUGGUGGAACGCGGCGGCGGCGGCGGAAUCUGCCUGAGCGACCAGGAGUCCCUGGUGUCGUUUCCGCGCGGCAGCGUGAACGGCGCCGCGACCCCCGGUGCCGGAAGCAGCAGCGGCGGCGGAGGUGUCGGCGGCGGCGGCGGCAUCGGCAUCAUCCCCCACAUGAAUUCGCAGCCGCCGUUGGGCAUCACCGAGCUCGGGGUGUCCGUGGGUAACGCGGGCGGCGGCGCAGGUGUGGGAGGAUCAUCCGGCGGACAGGCCGGCGAUCGCGGCAGCUGCAGCGCCGACAGCGGAGUCCGCGGAUCCAGCGAUCGCGAGAGCGGCGGAGCGACCAGCGUCGGCGGGAACCUCUCGGACUCCACUACGGACGGCACACCGACAAUUACGGUCGAGGGCAGCGGUCUCGACAUGGACAGCAUCUCCGUGGUAUCCUCCGUAGCACCACCCCAUAUAUACCAAUCCGCGACCACGCCGAAGGACUGCAGCCCUACGCUGUCGCCGUUGAACGCAUUCUCAAGGUCGAUGGACAAUUCGUCGCUGUCACGAUCGGUCGAACAGCUAUCCAGCCCACUGGAAUCCGAGCCGAGGAGGAACAAGCAGCCGCCACCUGUCGUCGCACCUGCCGCGCAUUCGCGAUCCUCCGCAACUCGCGGCGGCACUUGGGGAUCCAUUUCAAGAGUGUUCGCGCGUUCGCGACACCGGAAGACGGCGAACAGCACCAGCGGCGGAAGUGGCAGCAACGAGGCCGCUGAUAGCUUCGAUCCGUAUCGAUCUUGGUCGCCUCUCACCGAAGAAGGUUACGCCGAGAAGCUUCGCUUGCUCCGUGAAGCGGCUUCCGUGCCUAUGGAACGAUGGCGGGCUCCGACUGUCUUAGCCUGGCUAGAAGUGGCGUUAGGGAUGCCUCAAUACGGUCCACGAUGCGCCGAGAAUGUGAAAUCGGGCAAGGUCCUACUCGAGCUGAGCGACGCCGAGCUGGAAGCUGGUUUGGGGGUGACUCACCCUCUUCAUCGGAAGAAGCUGCGUUUGGCUAUUGAAGAACAUCGACAUCCCAGCCACGUCCGGUAUCCCUGCAUAGCCCAACUCGGUCACACUUGGGUCAGCUCCGAGUGGCUGCCAGAUCUGGGUCUGGCCCAGUACUCGGAGAGCUUUGCCACCAACAUGGUGGACGCGCGUAUGCUGGACCAUCUGAGCAAGAAGGAGCUCGAGAAGCUGCUUGGGGUCACGAGGAAGUUUCACCAGGCGAGCAUCGUUCACGGUAUCCAUCUAUUGCGGAUGCUGAAUUACGAUCGACAGGCGCUCGCUGUCAGGAGACAUCAGUGCGAGCAGGUUGACACGGAUCCUUUGGUCUGGACGAAUCAAAGGUUCAUUCGGUGGGCGAGGAAUAUCGAUCUCACGGAAUACGCCGAGAAUUUGAAAGACUCGGGUGUGCACGGUGCUUUGGUCGUGUUGGAGCCGUCGUUCACCGGCGACACCAUGGCCACCGCGUUGGGCAUCCCGCCGGCCAAGCACAUGAUCAGACGACAUUUAACCGCCGAAUUGGAAGCCCUCGUUCUGCCAGCAAGAAGUCAGCUGGAGGUGGUCCCGAGGAACAGCACCGGCGGAGGUGGCCGUCCGAUGAGCACCGCGAGCGUAGGAGGUAGUCUCGGUCGCGGGAGCCGGGCCCUGCAUCUCCAGCACCAUCAGAGCUCGUUGUCGGCCCUCCACAUGACGGCGAAUCACACCGGCACCGUCGACAGGCGCAGAUCCAGCCUCAGGGGAUCCCUGAGCAGGGCGUUCGGUCUCCGGCCUAGAAGCGAGAAGGCGUCUCCAUCCUCGUCCUCGGACACCGGCAGCCUCGCCAGCCAGUACAUGAGCAGCAGCGUCCGCAGCACGUCGCCGCAGCCGCCGCAGCUGCCGCCGCGGCCGAUGACGACCGGAAGUGGCGGCGGCGGUGGCAGCGGCAAGCGCCACCGUCGGGUCAAGAGCAUCGGCGACAUCGAGUACAUCAGCACGGCCGCGGUGAGCACUCCCUACUCGGGCUCGUACUCAGGCUACAGCAACGUACUGGCCGGUCCCGGCGACCAGCAGUUCUACCAGCAGUACCAGCCGCACUCCAACUAUUAUCAUCAGCUUCACGGAGGUUACUACUCGCCGCAGAGCUCCGGCCCGCCAUUCCCGGGAGUGCAGAGAUACGGCAGCCUGGCGGAGGAGGCCUGGUCAUCCUGCUCCAAGAGCGACGCCGGGGUCUCCAAAGCCAGCCCGAGGACUUACCUGGCUUAGCUAGUCGCCGCGAAGCAGUUCAAGUCUCGUUGAACAUGUGUGGUGUCUUUUAUCCUUGAAGAUCUCUUACGGAGAGAAAAAAUGUGAGGAAUCAUUAUUUUUCAACCGAUACUGAGAAAUUUUGGUAAAGAAAUCUUACAUGGUGAGAUGUAUUUAAUGUGUUUAUUUAUAUUUACUUAAUCUCGCCAUGUGAGAUUUAUUUAAUAAAGAA
This is a messenger RNA of Nylanderia fulva, 4132 nucleotides long. Lineage: Eukaryota; Metazoa; Arthropoda; Insecta; Hymenoptera; Formicidae. The record is from RefSeq and is a predicted model, not a curated record.